Xiphophorus maculatus (southern platyfish) is the source of this 5630-nucleotide messenger RNA. RefSeq lists its product as uncharacterized. The coding region runs from base 95 to 5122 and encodes 1675 amino acids. Lineage: Eukaryota; Metazoa; Chordata; Actinopteri; Cyprinodontiformes; Poeciliidae. The transcript has 10 exons. The record is from RefSeq and is a predicted model, not a curated record.
GUAAAUCAAAAUAAAACAGACGGGGCGCUGAUUCUCAUCUUCACAGGAAGCCAAAACUUCACUUCUGUUGAGUUUUUUAAACUCUUCCAGCGGGAUGUCUUUUCCCUCAGCUUUCAGUACGCAGGUGGCCGCCAUCAUGGAUGUUCUGGCCAAAGCUGCGGUGGCAGAAAUAACGAUGCUGGUGGAGGAGGGGAGCGUGGCUCUGCGGCUGGAGGUGAGCAGGAGGGACAGUGAGAUCCAGGAGCUCCGGAGUAAGCUGAAGAGGACGGAGGCUGAGCUCCGGAAAGCUCAGGAAGCGGCUGCCAGGCGAGCUACAGCCGAGAAACAGGUGCAGACCGCAGCAGCGGCGGGUCAGGAACCGCGGAGAGAUAAGGAGAAGCAUCCUGAAAUUGACGGGGAUUAUCCUGAACUAAAAACUGCUGAUUCAUUCUGCGAGACUCAGAUCAGUCCUGAUGUGAAGCAAGAGCCAGAAGGUGAACUUCGGUUUGAUGAAACAACCGAGCAUGCAGCAACGGACGCACCGGAUCGAGGCGACCCCAUCUGGCCGGCUUGUGGAGUGUUUGAGAAAAGCUCUGUUGCAGUUCAGGAGCAAUCACAGAUGUUUCCAUCUAAUGACCUGCGAAGUACAUAUUUACCUUCAGGAAAGGAAGGAGAAGAUGUUUGCUUUAAUGUACCGGUGAAAGAAGAGCUCUCUGUGCUUGUUGAGUCUGUCUAUAAAGACGAUUUGCUUCCUGGUGUCGUUCGGGAUGAUUGUAUGGAGUCUGGAGGCCCGUCAGCAGCUUCACUUUAUACACAGGCAGAAUCCUCUGGAUCAAAUGAAGAGAUUAUCAACAGGAAAAUGAACUGCAGACCAAAAAGGCUUAUGACCAUGUGGCGAGGGAAUCAGAGCGUCUACAUCUGCUCGGUGUGCAACAAGAGUUUCCUCCGCUUGUCUCAGCUGGAGGAGCACAAGAGCACCCACCAGGCCUCCAAACCUUUCAGGUGCCUCGAGUGUGGGAAGUCGUUCACACAGAAGACCCGGCUGAAGACGCACCAGCGGGUCCACACGGGGGAGAGGCCGUUCAGCUGCAGCAUCUGCGGGAAGAAGUUCUCCAGGCAGGACAACUGCCUGAGACACGAGCGCUUCCACAGCGGGCUGAAACCGUUCAGCUGCAGGCAGUGCGGGAAGAGCUUCACCGUGCUGGGAAACCUCAAAAUCCACCAGGUGAUCCACCUGCGUGGACGGUACCCAACGGUUCCUCCGCCCUCCUGGUUUUUUAAAGUUUACACAAAUUUUUCAGGGACUGGCUGGAUCAUCAUGUUGAACGGCGUGGCUCUGCGCUCCCAGAUCGCCUCCGUGGUUGAUGCCCUGGCCAAAGCAGCUGUGGCGGAGAUCUUCAAAGUUGUGGAGGACGGCAUGGUGGUGCUGCGGCUGGAGAUGUGCCAGCGGGAGGAUGAGAUCGAGAGGCUGAAGAGCAGCAUGGAGGUCCUGCAUGGAGAGCUGCGGGCGGCGCGGCAGGCGGAGACCCACCGGCUGGAGCACCGCGGAGGAAACGAAAGUCAGAGGGGUGUUGGAGAUGAGAAGAUCUUGGUUGAGAAGGUUCCCUCUGUGGAAAACCAUAGCAUGCCAUCUGUACCUGAAGCACAAAAUAAAGGUGAACUUGUGAAGGAGGGAAACGAGGACAGCAGAGGACAGCUGGACAGGCCAGUUGAAGGGUCUCUGUAUGGAGGUGGGCAGUGGAGGCCAGGGGUGCCGAAGGAGGCUGGAGGCAGCAGCUCUGAAUACUUAACUCUAGGUCAAAACUCCUUGUCGUGUCUCUCCGAGCCUUCGUUGGAUGGCGGGCUUGUUCUGUCCUGCAGCAGCUCCGGCGGGUUUCCACAGAGCCCCUUCAGCCGCGGCCUGCUGGGUUACAACCAGUACAGGAACACUGUGCGCAGGCGGACGGUGAAGAGGCUGAUGUUCAAGAAAGGUUUCAUCUGUCCGUACUGCGGCAAGUGCUUCGAGCGAGCCGGACACCUGGAGAGACACAAGAGGAUUCACACGGGUGAGAAACCAUAUCGCUGCGAGAUCUGCGGACGGCGGUUCAACCAGAAGUGCAGCCUUAAGGAGCACAUGAAGAUUCACAGAAGAGGUCUUCAGACGAGACCAGGAGAGGUCCAGAUGAGCCAACAAAUCCCAAUCCCACAGGUGAAUCCAUGUAUGGAACAGCAUCGGCCUGAAGAGGUUAGCCAGGUGAAGGCCGAUGAUAGCCAAACAAAGUCUGAAGAAGUUCUGCCAUCAUCCGUGCAGGUAAAAUCUGAGCCCGUCGAGGAAAAUAUUACUCAACCGCAGCUUCAUGUGGAAAACAAUCAGGCAACAAACAGAGCUGACAACAUGGGUGAAAACAUAACAUCAGUGGAUCAAGGCAGCCAACUGUGGGCAUCCAGGUUACAGAACAAUCCGACAGAGUUUCUAAACAGCUCGUCGCAGAACAUGUCUUCCUUCCCUGCCAUUACUCAGUUACUCCAGCCACCAGAGGAAACUUCCUAUAGCAACUUUUCCGUCCAAGGAAAAAUGUACGGGCAGCUAAAAACCUCCACCGUCCCUCAGACUCCUUAUGGGUGUUCAGGGUCGGUCAUCAUCUCCAGUAACCCCGACUUGCGAGACGCGACAGAGGCCUCGAACCACCUCAGCGAGAGGAAAAACCGUCCGUUUCGAGUUCUGAAACCAAAGAAAUGCUUUGUCUGCACCUACUGCGGGAAGGUGUUUGAGCGAGCCGGACACCUGGAGAGACACCUGCGGAUUCAUACUGGGGAGAAACCGUACGGCUGCCAUAUCUGCGGGAGGUGCUUCAACCAGAAGAGCAGCCUCAAAGGUCACAUGAAGACUCAUAGAAACGGGACGACGACAGACAUGCUGGAGGCCCAUCACCUGAUGUUCUCGGUGUCCGACAAUCAGCUGAUGGAGAGUUACAUGGAAACCAGUAACGGGCCAACAGCUGCGGACGAGCCGUUUCCCGCCCCGGCGUACGCUCAUUCCAUUAAGGAGGAGCCGCUGGCGGUGAAGCUGGAGCCCAGCGACGAAAACUUCCUCUCCGUGUCUCAGGUGGGGACGGACAACAGAGCCGCAGCAGCAGACAAAAGUUUACUGUGGACGUCUGCAGUGGAGGAAAGCAUCGACAGCCCAGAUCAACCAGUCUGUGUACUUUUACAAGAUGUGAAGUACCACCUCAGUUCUCCUGCAGGGGGAGCCAGUGAGCAGCAGGGCUGCACCUCAAAGGAUUUGGCUUUUAUAGACAACAAAGCAAAGGAGGAUCAAUUUUCGGCUGUGGGAUUGCAGCAAAGGACUUCAAAUGUAAGUCACGAUCUGGCUGGAAGGGAUUUCUGCUUGGAGAGCGGCGACGGCGUGAACCAAGAUGGCGUCUACGAGUUUACCCUGAAAGCAUCGGACAGCUUCGAGGAGAGCUGCAGCACAGACCCCGCCAGACAGAACUACAUCUGCUCCAGCUGUGGGCAAAGCUUUGACAGUUUCCAUAUUUUCCAGGAGCAUCAGUGUGAGAAACUCCCAGAGCAGCCGUUGAGCUGCGAGAUGUGUGGAAAAACUUUCAACCAGCUGAGCAUCCUGAAGCUGCACCUUAAGCUACAUGCUAAACUGCCACAAACACGCAGGGAUGUAAAGCUUGUCUAUCACGUCGUCUUAUGUUUUGUUUUCAGUAAUUUAUCGAUACAUUGUGGAAAAACGGAGGAACUUACACCUUUUUUUUUACCUGCUUCCAACAUUAAACCCGUGAACAUGGCUUCGUGCGUUCCCUUCCAGACACAGUUAUCCUCCAUAAUGGAGGUCCUGGUGAAGGCAGCAGUGGCACAAAUCUCCAAGCUGGUGGAUGACAAAUGUGCCUUCUUGCAUCUGGAAAUAUCCCGCAAACAAAGCGAGAAUGAGAUGCUGAAGAGGAAGCUGCUGCUGAUGGAGAGCAAGAAUGCGCAGCUGCAGCGGGGAUUCGAAAACUACAUGGAUCGAGGAACUGAUUUAGGAAGAAACGUUUCACAUCCCACUAGAGACUUAAAGUUUCCUCAGAUUGAAGGGUCCAGUGUUUCCUUCACAAUUAAGGAAGAAAGUCCAGAUGAGGCGCUGUGGAUCAGUGAUUCUGCUGCAGCCAUUGGCAGUGCUGUCCCGUAUCCUCCUCAGGAGAGCCAGCAGGUCAUCCAUCCAGAUGUUACCAGACUCAAGCCUGCAGAGUUCAGCGGCCCGUUCAGCUCCGGCCAGCCGCCAGUCCACAUCAGCAGCCUCCAGUUCACAGUGAAGACAGAGAAGGAGGAGGACCAGCUGUCCUUCAGACAGGACGGAUGCCAGCACCGCGUGGGGAAGCAGACUCCCACCGCUGUCGACUAUCCCAUGGACGAGCGGGAAAGUCAGCUUUGGUCAUCGAUCAUCGAAGGGAAUGAAAUCGACGCCGGGUUUCCUGAUUUCUCCAGCGUGGUGGAGGAAUAUUCCAGCUCUUUCUCUGAGCACUCGGAUGCCACGAACAUGGCGUCCAACACCAGUAAGUCGCCCGGCGUCCAGGAGCAGUGCAACGGGGUGUACGGCGGCGAGUAUCAGAAGGACGCGCAGCUGUCGCAUUUCCAGCCCGGAGUGCAAGACAAGCAGAAGGAGCAGCUGUUCCUGCAGCGGAGCAGCUCCCACGCCGCCCAGCUGGGCCCGCCGCAGGAGGAACAGCAGAGGGAGGCGGGCGCCGAGGACGGAGUGAACGCCACCCAGCCGGCUAACGCCUUCACCACCAGCUGCUUCUACACUCACACCCCCCACAAACCCGUCGCCCCUGUUUCCCGCGGCUACGCCUGCUCCCAGUGCGGCAAGUCCUUCAGCCGCCUGCACCAGUUCAAGCUGCACCUUCAGAGCCACAGGAGGAAGCGCACGUUCUGGUGCAGCGUGUGCGGAAAGAGCUUCCAGUGCUCGUCCCACCUCAGCAUCCACCACCGGACGCACACGGGGGAGAAGCCGUACGGCUGCGGACAGUGCGGGAAGCGGUUCACGCAGCAGAGCAGCCUGCGGGUGCACCAGCGCACACACAGCGGCGAGCGACCCUACAGCUGCUCGCAGUGCGGGAAGUCCUUCAUUAUGAUGCACCACCUGAAGCGACACAGGAUCAUCCACACCUACAGCUGAGGCGCCGGCGGCUGCCAGAACCAAAUGAAAGAAGCCAAUGAACCACAGCUUGUUUGUUUGUUUGUUUGUUUUACUGAGCAGAAUCCAUCUGGGCUUACGACAGAGUGUUAGGGCCAUGCUAAAAAAUUAUUUAAAAAACACAUUUAUGGGAAUAAAUUUAUAAUAUUAUGAAAAUUCAUAAAUUCAUACAAGAAUAAAGUCAAAAUAAUAGGAGAAUAAUGUCAUAGUAUUGCAAGACUAAAGGCAUAAUAUUAUGACUUUAUUAUUAUAUUAUUUUGACUUUAAUUUUGUACAACUUUAUUCUAUAAUAUGACUUGAAAUCCUGCCUUUUUUCUCAUAUUUAUUUUAUUCUUGUACAAUUUUACUCUAAUAACAUGAGUUUAUUGUCAUAAUGGUGACACCAUUAUCAUGAAGUCAGUAUGAGACUUUAUACAGAAUAAAGUUGUAUUUUUAUUCUCGUGCAACUUUAUUCUAGUAAUAUUAUGAAUUUUCUCGUAUUAUUUUGAUU